Molecule: messenger RNA, 647 nt
Organism: Nilaparvata lugens (brown planthopper)
Lineage: Eukaryota; Metazoa; Arthropoda; Insecta; Hemiptera; Delphacidae
Exons: 2
Coding region: 171-647 (158 amino acids)
Source: RefSeq, a predicted model, not a curated record
AUGGAGAACGAGUUUCACCUGCACAAUUGUCUCAAACACCAGAUGAAAACUGUAAAAAUGGAGGUUGUAAUGACAUUGAUAUUCAGAAAUCCAUCUCACAUGACGAAGAGGAAUCCAUAGUCGACGACACUGAUGCUGAUCAAUCAUAUCAUCAAGAAGCAAACGAGAGUAUGUCAUCUUCUAACGAGGAACAAACUGCCAUUGAAGAGCAAACAAGAGGGAAGCGUUGGAGAACAUCUCGUCCUAUGAUGUGGAAAGUUAAUAAGGCCAAAGAAAUGCGUGCCCAGUGCAUGCCUUAUGUAACAAAGAGAGGGGGAAUGGAUGGCAAGGCCCCAAAGCCUAUUGAUUGCAGCUCCUGCCGGUUUAAGUGUCAAAAGAAUUUCAGUGAAGACGACAGGAAAUAUAUCUGCAAGUCCUACUGGUCACUAAGAGAUUAUGGUAGGCAAAAAGAUUUCAUAUUGAAACAUAUUGUGAGCACAUUGCCUAAACGCCGUAAAGUGGAUGAGUCCAGUCCAAGUGCACGUAUCUUAUCAAAACAAUACUCCUUAUCAAAUAAAGAUGGUACUCAUAGAGUUUGUGCUAAAUUUUUCGAAAAAACUCUCAAUAUAUGUUGGAGAAAUUUGUAUUUUGCCGCCUACUUGGAGUAG